Messenger RNA from Ochotona curzoniae (black-lipped pika), 447 nucleotides. RefSeq names its product keratin-associated protein 9-3-like. Lineage: Eukaryota; Metazoa; Chordata; Mammalia; Lagomorpha; Ochotonidae. The transcript has a single exon. Gene Ontology annotation, cellular component: keratin filament. Bases 1 to 447 code for a protein of 148 amino acids. The record is from RefSeq and is a predicted model, not a curated record.
AUGGCCUGCCUUGCCACCAGCUUCUGCGGAUUCCCCAGCUGCUCCACCGGUGGGACCUGUGGCUCCAGCUGCGGCCAGCCCAGCUGCUGCCAGCCCAGCUGCUGCCAACCAUCCUGCCCCCAGACCAGCUGCUGCCAGCCCAGCUGCCCCCAGAUCAGCUGCUGCCAACCAACCUGCUCCCAGACCAGCUGCUGUGGAACCAGCUGUGGCCAGGAGGGCGGCUCUGGAGCUAUGUUCUGCCGCACCCGCUGGUGUCGCCCUGACUGCCGCGUGGAGGGCACCUGUGUGCCUCCCUGCUGUGUGGUGAGCUGCACUCCUCCAACCUGCUGCCAGCUGCACCAUGCCCAGGCCUCGUGCUGCCGCCCCUCCUACUGUGGCCAGUCCUGCUGCCGCCCAGCCUGCUGUUGCCACUGCUGCCAACCUUCCUGCUCUGAGCCCACCUGUUGA